AUGCUCACUCCUGAGGCUGAUGCGGAACUUCAAAAACUCUUUCCAGAUGAUGUUUAUAGGGACGUACGCCUCGGAAUCACCAUUCAAGAUUUAUUAGAAAAACUUCCUACACACUAUCCUGCAGAUAUUGCGAAAGUAUUAGCUUCUACCAGUAUAGCACAGUCAGAUGAAGGAAUCUUAAGGCUAUGCUGUAAUAUGGCAGAAUUUAUGGAAACAUACUCUGGAAAUAACGUAAUUUUUGCUCAAUUAUGCGAUAAUUUAAAUAAGUUAGCUGGGCCAAAUAACAAAUUAGCUCACAUAAAAGACGUCAUUCUUAAAUUUAUGCUUGAUGCAGACUUUCUUUCUCCUCAUAUAUCUGCAAGGCUAACACAAGCUGAAUUCUUCGCAGUUUAUUGGAAAUCAUAUCACAUCUCUGAGGAAGAAAUAGUCGCAGCAAUGAAACAUUACCAUCAGCAAUGCCCAUUAUCUGAGCUUCCUCUUGUAUACUUCUUUAUUUUCUUCCGAGAUAUGAUACAAAGGAUUGAUCCUGAAUUUUACAUCGUUGCAGACGAAUUUUGUAGCAAAGCAAUGAAAACUAAACAAUCUUUUUCAGAUUGCUUCCACAAUUCAGUUGUUUUUUCUUAUGAGGUUUGGCAAGAACUCGCGGGUGCAGUUCGAAACAACAAUUUCCCAGAUCCAAUAGUAAUUACUAUUUGGGAUGAUGAUAUCGCAAGUUUUGAACAAAUAGCUUCUCAACCUGAUUUCGACUUAGGACAGACAAUUCCAAAUAUUACAUUUUUACCACUUACGUCGACAUUUAAAUCAGCAACGAUCACCGAAUUUGCUGCUUUCGCUGGCGCAUCAAAAAUUUUCCAUUACUGUCUUUCUCACGGCGCUGACGUCACAGCUCCAUCGACAUGUUUAUAUACGAUCCCACAGCUUGCUGCUGCUGGUGGAAACUUCGAAAUAAUAAGAACUGUAUCUCAAUUACAUUUACCAACAAAUGGCGUAGCGCAUACUGCUACAAUGGCUCGCAGAAGAGACGUCUUCGAAUUUGUCCAAAGAUUUUUCCCCGACGAUAUUAACCAUCAAAUACCAAGGUUAGGUUCUGUCUUCAUGCAGUGCUGCAGCUGUGGCGAUUUAAUCGGUGCAGUCGAUCUCAUGUGUCACGGUGUUGAUUUGAACCAAAGAGACAACUCCGGCCAAAUUCCAAUCAAUUUCGCUAUCAGAAACGGAAAACGCGACAUCACACGUAUGUUACUAGCCCAUCCUAAGGUCGAUACUUCCCUCAAAGACCUCAGCGGUAACAGUACUUUGCAUUAUGCAGCUGAAUACGGUCACGACGACAUUGUCAUGGAAGUUUACAAGCGCGGUGGUUGUAAUAUCAACGACCAAAACGAUAUGGGCUUUACACCAUUAAUGAUGGCCUGUUUCCGUGGCAAAUUACGUGUAGUCAAGAAAAUCUGCGCUUUACCUGAAUUAGAUUGGAACGUUAAGUCAUCAUGGGGCUUAUCCGCGUUAUCAAUAGCUGUCCAGAGUGGUUAUCCAGAGCUUGUCAACUUCAUGCUCGAAAUUCCGACCGUUGAUGUAAACACAGCCGAUAACAAUGGAAAGACACCACUUCAUUUCGCAGCAGAAGCAGGUUUCGCAGCCAUGGUUCGUAUCCUUCUUUCCUGUCCUAGAGUAGAUGUCAAUCUAACAGACAGCGAAGGUUGGACACCACUUCACCUCGCUGCAGAAAACGGUUUUGCAGAAGUUGUUGCAUUAUUAUGUGAAAAGGAGAACAUCAAUCCUAAUGUCAUGGAUCUUUACGGAAUGGCUCCUCUUCAUUAUGCAGUGAGAAAUGGAAAAGUUGAAGCUGUACAAGUUCUGUUGAGUUGUCCAACAACAAAUUCGAAUAUAAAGGACAGGAGAAACAGAGUUCCUUUGUGCUACACAAAGAGCCAUCCAAAGAUCGCGGAGUUGUUGAUGCAACAUCCUUUGAUUGAACCUCCUGAUGAAGAUGAAAUGGGUUUGUCGCCUGUGGACAAUUCACCUGUUGUUAACUUUAUUUAA
This is a messenger RNA of Trichomonas vaginalis G3, 2034 nucleotides long. Its product is annotated as protein ubiquitination. Lineage: Eukaryota; Parabasalia; Trichomonadida; Trichomonadidae. Gene Ontology annotation, molecular function: protein binding. The transcript has a single exon. Bases 1 to 2034 code for a protein of 677 amino acids. The record is from RefSeq and is a predicted model, not a curated record.